Molecule: messenger RNA, 1355 nt
Organism: Pocillopora verrucosa
Lineage: Eukaryota; Metazoa; Cnidaria; Anthozoa; Scleractinia; Pocilloporidae
Source: RefSeq, a predicted model, not a curated record
UAGAUAAAUGCGCUUACAUGACACACAUACUACUCCUAUCUGCAAGCUCAACAAUUUUUCUAAAAUUUAUCGUCGACAGUUGUCGAUGUUAUUUCUACUUGCUUGUUAUUUGCUCGUUCCUUCGUCGAAGCCUAAAACAGCAUGAGUGGUGAUCCCCCUCACCCUCCCCCUCAUAUGUAUUAUCCACCUGCCGGACAACACCUACCUCCUUCCCCCGGACAAGGGUACCCACAGGGAUUUGCACCACCAGCCUAUAACCCAACUGGAGGAUACUACAUGCCGCCCACACCUGCACAGGCUGCAUACCCACCACCAUGUACUCCUGCUGCAGGGUUUUAUCCUGGACCAGCUGCAGGAGCUUAUCCCCCUCCUCAGGGAGGUCCUUUACCUGCAGGUUAUUUUCCCCCUGGUGGGCCACACACAGCACCACCUCAUGGACCUUUCCCUCCACAAGGAGGACCACACUCAGGGACAUUUCCAGCAUAUGGUGGACCACAUCCACCUGGACCACACCUUGGUGCAUUCCCACCAGGACCACACCCUGGUAACAAACAUGUGGAUGUGGAAAGUGAUGACAGUGACCCUUCAGGAUUUGCUCUGUACUCCAAAGAAGAUAAGCAUCCACUCUCCGUUAAGUUCACUAACAAGGCAGGCAAGAAAGUGAAACUGUUUUGGAUCAACAAAAGAGGAAGGAGGAAAAGAAAAGGAAAUAUAAAGGAAGGCCAAAGCAAGACAGUAGACACCUAUGAGACGCAUGUUUUCAUGGCCUUCAGUAGGAAACUAAGUCGUGAACCUCUGCCAAUUAAUGGUUCUCCAGUAUUUUAUGUUUUCCCUCACAAACAUGGUGAUAAGCAUGUGGAAGUUGAAAUAAAGAAACCAUCAGGAAGUUCAUUCAACAGUUUGAAGUCAGAGGCUCACGUGACCGUCCCUGUUGAGGUGAAAUUUGUGAACCGUGUUAAGUGUCCAGUCCAGUUGGAAUGGAUCAAUCCUCAAGGCCGCCGUGAGACUAAGAAGCAUCUCGCCAAGGGUCGAUGCUGGCGCACCACUUCCUGGGAAGGUCAUUACUGGGUGUGCACUGACCCAAAGAAGGAUGGUCAUUUCUUUGCCCUUAAUUAUGGUCUUCACUACAGAGUGCAGAAGACUAGAGGAGCGCGAGAAAGAGUUGUCAUUACAGCAGGAUCGAAUAUUUCUGGAAGCAGUAGUAGCAGCAGCAGCAGCAGUGACUAAGGAACGACUGAACAGAAAAUCGUAUCUGCAGCUGUGUUAGAAAUACGUCAUUGCAGUGCUGUACUUGUGCUACUUGAAUAAUUGUCUUUGUAUUGCAAAUUAAUAAUACAAACUGAGUGACAUUGAUA